AUGCUGAAUUUUUCGUUUUUCUUUCUUUUGUUUUUUUUUCUUUCUUUCUUUCUUUCUUUCUUUCUUUUCUUUCUUUCUUUUUUUUUAUCCGUUUUCAAUUUUGAUUUUCCUGAUCUUUUACUUUUUUUGUUUUAUUUUCUUUUGUUUUGCUUUCUUUCUUUCUUUCUUUCUUUCUUUCUUUCUUUUUUCUUUCUUUCUUUCUAUCUUUCUUUCUUUCUUUCUUCCUUCCUUUCUUCCUUUCUUCCUUUCUUUCUUUCUUCCUUCUUCCUUCCUUCCUUCCUUUCUUUCUUUCUUUCUUUCUUUCUUUCUUUUUCCUUCCUUUCUUCCUUCCUUUCUUCCUUUCUUUCUUUCUUUCUUUCUUUCUUUCUUUCUUUCUUUCUUCCUUCCUUCCUUUUCUUCCUUUCUUUCUUCCUUCCUGCCUUUUCUUUCUUUCUUUCUUUCUUUCUUUCUUUCUUUCUUUCUUUUUUUUUUCUUUCUUUCUUUCUUUCUUCUUUCUUCCUUCCUUCCUUCCUUCCUUCCUUUCUUUCUUUCUUUCUUCCUUUCUUCCUUCCUUCCUUUCUUUCUUUCUUUCUUUCUUUCUUUCUUCCUUUCUUUCUUUCUUUCUUUCUUCCUUUCUUUCUUUCUUUCUUUCUUUCUUUCUUUCUUCUUUCUUUCUUUCUUUCUUUCUUUCUUUCUUUCUUUCUUUCUUUCUUUCUUUCUUUCUUUCUUUCUUCCUUCCUUUCUUCCUUUCUUUCUUCCUUCCUUCCUUUCUUUCUUUCUUUCUUUCUUUCUUUCUUUCUUUCUUUCUUAGUCGGCAUUUCUUUAGGGUUCAUUCGUUCUUUAUUAUAUUUUUUUCGCAUUCUCUUUUACUGUUUACUUUCAUGGCUUCUCUCUUUAUUUCUCUCUUUCUUUCUUUUUCUUUCUUUUUACUAUAAUAAUUUUUCUGUCUUCCUUUCUUUCUCUCUUUCUUCCUUUCUGGCAUUUAUUUUUAUUUCUUUCUUUCUUUUUCUUUCCUUCUUUCUUUCUUUCUUUCUUUCUUGUUUCUUUCUUUCUGCCUUUUUUAUUUAUUUCUUUAUUUUUUCUGUCUUUCUUUUUCUUUCUAUCUUACAUUUUAUUUCUUUUUUAAUUUCUUUCUUUCAUCUUUCUUUCUUUCUUUCUUUCUUUGCAUAUCCUUCUUUUUUUUCUUAUCUCUUUCUUUUUUUUUCAUUCUUUCUUUUGUCUCCCUUUCCGUCAUUAUUUUUUCUUUCUUUCUUUCCUUCUUUUUUGUUUCUUUUUUUCUGCCAUUAUUUUUACUUUCUUUCUGUCUUUUUAUUUAUUUAUUUUUUAUUUAUUUUUAUUACUUUCUUUUUUCUUUCUUUCUGUAAUUAUUUUUCUUUCUUUUUCUUUCUUUCCUUCUUUCCUUCUUUCUUUCUUUCUUGCUUCUUUCUUUCCGCCUUACUUUUUAUUUAUUUCUUUAUUUUUUCUAUCUUUCUUUUUUAUUUCUAUCUUUCAUUUUAUUUCUAUUUUACUUUCUUUCAUCUUUCUUUCUUUGCAUUUCUUUCUUUUUUCUCUUUUCUUUCUUUCCUUGUAUUUCCUUCUUUUUUUCUUUCUUUUCUUUCUUCCUUUUAUCUCCCUUUCAGUCUUUAUUUUUCUUUCUCUCUUUUUUUCUUUCUUCAGUGCUAUUUCUUCCUUUCUAUCACACAUAUCAUUAGAUUCUUUCCUUCUCCUCCGCAGUCUUUGUUGAUACGGAUGUAUCGAUCUCGGUCGAAGGUACCCCGCUUGCCAGUUGUGACUGCCGUGUCCGAAUUUCGCUAUCUCGGAGUUCAGUUCAACUGGAAGUGCAUGGCCCGAACGCCGCUAGAUCUCGAGAAACUUCUAGUCCGUGUCAAUCGCGCUGCGCUAAAACCACAACAAAAGCUGUCGAUCCUUGAGAAAUUCUUGCUACCGCGCCUGCAACACCAGCUAAACUUUGGCCGACUACACAAGGGCGAGAUCGUCAGAGCGGACAAAGCAGUCAGACGGGCCGUCCGCAGGUGGCUUCAGCCGCCGGCAGGUUGUCCCAAUUCCGCGAUACAUGCUCCCGCGAAAUUCGGUGGUUUGGGGAUAAAUCCUUACUUAAGUCUGUCUGUUACUAUCUAUCUAUCUAUCUAUCUAUCUAUCUAUCUAUCUAUCUAUCUAUCUCAGUCUGUUUAUAUCUAUGUGUCGGUCUGUCUCUCUGACUCAGUUUAUUCUUAUCUAUCUAUCUAUCUAUCUAUCUAUCUAUCUAUCUAUCUAUCUAUCUAUCUCAGUCUUUUAUUCUUAUCUAUCUAUCUAUCUAUCUAUCUAUCUAUCUAUCUAUCUCAGUCUGUUCAUAUCUAUGUGUCGGUCUGUCUCUCUGACUCCGUAUAUUCUUAUCUAUCUAUCUAUCUAUCUAUCUAUCUAUCUAUCUAUCUAUCUCAGUCUGUUCAUAUCUAUGUGUCGGUCUGUCUCUCUGACUCCGUAUAUUCUUAUCUAUCUAUCUAUCUAUCUAUCUAUCUAUCUAUCUAUCUAUCUAUCUAUCUAUCUAUCUAUAGAGAUAGAGAGUAA
Molecule: messenger RNA, 2523 nt
Organism: Acanthosepion pharaonis
Lineage: Eukaryota; Metazoa; Mollusca; Cephalopoda; Sepiida; Sepiidae
Source: the annotation of a GenBank genome assembly